AGAAGUCAGGAAGUAGGAAUGAAAAUACAAGGAGGUUGAAAGGGAACUACGCGAACUUGACUUGUUCCUCACUGUCCCACUAAAGAGCCCCGGUAGUUUAGCUGUUAGGGUUGAACAGCACACUUGUGCAAAUUUGGAGUGCACAGUCACACAGUCUUUCCUGCAGGAAUUAUUGACCGGUUAUAUAAACCCGUGCGCUCCUUUCUGUUGCGAUGAUCGUCCACUGAUGAUAAUACUCAGGAAUCUGGUCGCUAAAUUGACUUUAAUUCGUCAGAGUUCAGUAAGAAAUCAGGUAAUCAUGUCAAGACGACUUCAUGCGCGCAGAACACACGGUGUCGAUAAAAACGUUUGGGUUGAAUUCAUACAGCUGGCUGCAGACUACAAAGCAGUGAACCUGGGACAGGGAUUUCCUGACUUUUCCCCUCCUCCGUUUAUCCAGGAGGCUUUUUGUAAAGCUGUGAGUGGAGGACCCUCGAUGCACCAGUAUACCAGAGCUUUUGGUCAUCCCCCUCUUGUGAAAAGUCUGGCUAAAUUCUUCAGCAGGAUCGUGGGACAUGAGAUUGAUCCUUUUGAAGACGUCCUGGUCACAGUUGGAGCUUAUCAGGCUCUCUUCUGUGCAUUUCAGGCUCUGGUUGAUGAAGACGAUGAGGUCAUAAUCAUCGAGCCGUUCUUUGACUGCUACCAGCCGAUGGUGACGAUGGCUGGAGGAAAGGCAGUGUACGUACCUCUGAGGCCAAAGGUUGGAGGUGGCACUGUCCUGUCAAGUGGAGACUGGGUUCUCUCUGCUGAGGAGUUGGCCAGUAAAAUCACUCCACGCACUAAAGCCAUUGUCAUCAACACUCCCAACAACCCAUUAGGCAAAGUUUACAAGACUGAAGAGCUCCAAAUGAUCGCUGACCUGUGCAUCAAACAUGAUAUGCUGUGCAUCAGUGACGAGGUGUACGAGUGGCUGACUUACGACGGAGCCAAGCAUGUAAAGAUAGCCAGCCUUCCUGGCAUGUGGGAGCGAACCAUCACUGUUGGCAGUGCUGGAAAGACUUUUAGUGCUACUGGCUGGAAGGUUGGCUGGGCUAUCGGCUCUGGACAUGUCCUCAAACACAUGAAAACCAUCCAUCAGAACACUGUUUACCACUGUGCCACAGCCGCUCAGGAGGCAGUAGCUCAAGGUUUUGAGAGAGAAUACAAGCUGUUCGGGACUCCAGAAAGCUACUUCCAGCAGCUGCCUGCGUUGCUGCACCUCAAGAGGAAGAAGCUGGCCUCGUGUCUGGAGAGUGUGGGUUUGCAGCCCAUCAUGCCUGAGGGAAGCUAUUUCAUGAUCACAGAUGUCUCCUCUGUCAAGGUGGACCUCAAUGACCAGAACGCUUCGGAUGAACCCUAUGAUUUUAGAUUUGCUAAAUGGCUCAUUAAAGAGAAGGGUUUAGCAACAAUCCCUGUCUCUGCAUUCUACAGUCCAGACCACAGCAAGGAGUUUAGCAAAUACAUCAGAUUCUGUUUUGUUAAGGAGGACUCCACCCUGGAUGCAGCAGAGGACAUCUUGAGAAAGAUGAGUCAGGGGCAGUAAAAUCGUCCGUGAUGUGAAGCCUUACCCCGUCCAUCCAGAGUUUACCAAGCUGCUUAAACUGGCUCAUUCUGCCUCCUUAGGUUAAAUGAGCCAUAUUCAGUGUUCAGUAAGAGUGUGUCUCCACAUUAGGACACUGUAAGGUGGACAAACACAUCAUCCACUCUCCAUAUGUACUUACACUGUGACUGUGAAAAAACUCAGGCUUUGACAAUAACAAUCUAUGUUAAUGAUCCUGUGCAAUACAUUUAUGCAGAUAAAUGUGACUUCUAACCAUUUUUCAAUCAUCUCAAAGGAAAUAUUUAGGUGAUUUUGUUUUUUGAAUUAAAUAAUUUGCUUCUACUGUGUGUCCCAUUUUAACUGUAGAUAUUUGUCCUGAAUCAAACUAAGCAAAAAAGUUAAAUAAAACUUUUAAUGAAUCCACA
Lates calcarifer (barramundi perch) is the source of this 1983-nucleotide messenger RNA. RefSeq names its product kynurenine--oxoglutarate transaminase 1. Gene Ontology annotation, biological process: biosynthetic process. The record is from RefSeq and is a predicted model, not a curated record. Lineage: Eukaryota; Metazoa; Chordata; Actinopteri; Centropomidae. The transcript has 13 exons. Gene Ontology annotation, molecular function: L-kynurenine:2-oxoglutarate transaminase activity; pyridoxal phosphate binding. Bases 227 to 1561 code for a protein of 444 amino acids. Gene Ontology annotation, cellular component: cytoplasm; mitochondrion.